AUGUUGCAAGACAUAGUGCAAAGUAUUAAUGAUAAAUAUUCGAAUGUGCAAAAGAUGGAAGAGAGAACAGCGAAAUUAUUUUCAAGAAUUCAAAGUGUAUCCUAUGCAAUGAAAAAAGCAAUGAAGAAAACGAUAAAAAAAACGCCAAAAUUAUGCGGAAUAGCAGUUGAAAAAAAUUCUUCAUCGUCAGUUUAUUACUCGUAUACAUCAACAUUAUCAUCAGUGACAAAUGUAAAUACUGAUUCAAUUAGUGCGAUAUCAAAUUGCGACUCCGGUAUCUCUUCAUCCUUACCUCAUUCACCACUGUGUCCAAGAAGAUAUGAUGAUGAAUUAUUACUUCCCUAUGCAAAUGAAUCAAAAAUCAAUUAUAUGGAAAAUGAACUUUUAACAAGUCGACCACAAGAUGAUGUUGACAAUAUUCAAUCGAUAUAUCAACACAUCUAUUCUCUAUUACCUCUAGCUGAGAGUAGUAGACAUGAUAAUAAUAAUUCAGAUACUCUAUUUUUUCAUCAAGAAGACGUUACAUAUGCAUUACAUGAACAACAGGACGAUGAACAAUUAUUUUCUAGUACUCGAAAUGAUGUCGAAGGUCCUCUAACAUCGACAACGAUACAAAUAUGGCAUCAUGUUAUUCGUGCAUAUUCUGCAAUGUUCAAACAAGAUUUAUCAGUUAAAAAAUAUGAACAGAUUCAAAUAAUUAGAGCGACACAUCCACAUUGGUUAUUGGUAAAAAAUGAGAGAAAUGAACAAGGAUAUAUUCCAACCGAUUGUCUUAUUUGA
Didymodactylos carnosus is the source of this 780-nucleotide messenger RNA. NCBI's taxonomy places the organism in Eukaryota, Metazoa, Rotifera, Eurotatoria, Philodinida, Philodinidae. The record is from the annotation of a GenBank genome assembly.